UAUGUCUCAAUAGGUAAAGCAGUUGCUCAUAAUUGUGAGCCAAGAUUGACAUUAAAAGAAGUGUUGAGGGCAUCAGCUGGGGUUAUGGGCGAGAGUCAUUUAGGGAUGACUGAGAAAGUUGUGCUUUUAAAAGGGAAAAUUUGUGCUCUGAAGAGAUUUAGAAAAGUGGUUGUGAAAAUGAAUGACUUUGGGAGAAGAAUUGAGAAGUUUGCUAGGGUUAGUAAAGAUUGCAAACAACUUGUUCCAAUCGCAGCUUAUCUCUACUCAAAGAGGAUCAAAUUUGUUGUUUGUGAUUACUAUCCCAUGGGUAGUCUUGCUGAUUUACUUGCAGGAGCAAGGGAUCUAGGCCAAACUGCACUAGACUGGAAACAACGUUUGAAAAUAAUUCGAUGCAUUGCUCAUGGCAUUGCAUUCAUCCAUUCUCAAAAUCCCCCAAAAGAUCAAAAGGACAUACAACUAAAUGUCCAUGGUAAUGUUAAGGCAUCCAAUGUCAUGAUCAACAUCGAUUUCACUGCCUGUCUUUCUGACUAUGGCUUCGUGCAAUUAGCAGAGAGAACAGAGUUUUCCGAUACUUGGCCAAAAAAGCCAUCCCCUCUUGAACAAUAUGCAUAUUCUGAAUUGCUAAGCCAGAAAGAUGAUGUUUAUAAUUUUGGGAUUAUUUUGUUGGACAUACUAGGAAGGCAAGGGAUGAAGAAAGAAGAGAUGGGAAAUGGGGAGUUCGAAUUGUUUGUACAAGGGAAAGAAAGAAAACAAGUUGAUAAUGUAUUGAACAUAGCAUUGAGAUGCAUAUAUACUGAUCUAGAGGCUAGGCCUACUAUGGAACAAGUAGUGAUAUACCUAGGAGAUAUAUUGAGGGUGAGAAAUUACUCAAACGAGCGCAACCCUCGUGUUUAGUUUCCAUCGUUGAGCGUGUGUGUUUUUUCGAGUGUAAAAUAUAUGGAUGAAAAAUAUGCACAUAUAGAUGUUUUGAUGUUACAUGAAUAUUCAUCGUGUAUGCUUUGAAGCAUAUAACAAUAAUAAUGUCUCAUUCCUGAGCAAAUAGGGAUGAGGUAUGCUUUGAAACACACAUGAUGAAGAAAAGUCU
Molecule: messenger RNA, 1084 nt
Organism: Lycium ferocissimum
Lineage: Eukaryota; Viridiplantae; Streptophyta; Magnoliopsida; Solanales; Solanaceae
Product: probable inactive receptor kinase At5g58300
Exons: 2
Biological process (GO): protein phosphorylation
Molecular function (GO): protein kinase activity; ATP binding
Source: RefSeq, a predicted model, not a curated record